Leguminivora glycinivorella is the source of this 1082-nucleotide messenger RNA. It is a transcript of the gene Arl1, whose product is annotated as ADP-ribosylation factor-like protein 1. The record is from RefSeq and is a predicted model, not a curated record. NCBI's taxonomy places the organism in Eukaryota, Metazoa, Arthropoda, Insecta, Lepidoptera, Tortricidae. The coding region runs from base 314 to 856 and encodes 180 amino acids. Gene Ontology annotation, biological process: vesicle-mediated transport; intracellular protein transport. Gene Ontology annotation, cellular component: Golgi apparatus; cytoplasm. The transcript is spliced from 6 exons. Gene Ontology annotation, molecular function: GTP binding; GTPase activity.
UCCCGAUGGCAAGCGAAUGGGUAGAUCUAAUUGACCCUUUACGAACCCUUGGCUUGUAAAUGUCUGUAGAGCCCUAAUUAGAUUUUGACAUAAAUUAUUUUGAUGUGGCAAGAAAUCCGUGGUUGUUACACGUCAAACGACGAUUUCCAAUAAAAUGUUCUCCGAUUUAUUACUAUAACUGGAUAAAUGAAAUAAAUAAAGCUUGUAAAUAGUACUAUAAAUAAUUUGUACGGCACUCAUAUGCUUAUGUGAAAAAGUUUAAACAUUGCUAAGUCCGCUAAAUGAAUUAGACUAGUGACCCUUAUCAGACAAAAUGGGUGGUUUAUUUAGUUACUUCAGAGGGUUGCUAGGGGCGCGAGAAAUGCGUAUUUUGAUCCUUGGACUGGACGGCGCCGGGAAGACGACAAUCCUAUACAAAUUGCAAGUGGGUGAGGUGGUCACUACCAUACCCACCAUCGGGUUCAACGUAGAACAGGUCACGUACAAAAACCUCAAGUUCCAAGUGUGGGAUCUCGGAGGACAGACCAGUAUUAGGCCCUACUGGCGAUGUUACUAUGGCAACACAGAUGCUAUAAUUUAUGUUGUAGACUCUGCAGACAGAGACAGAAUAGGGAUAUCAAAAGAUGAAUUGGUUCAUAUGUUAAGAGAAGAAGAACUAGCUAAUGCAAUACUAGUGGUGUUAGCGAAUAAGCAAGACAUGGCGGGCUGCCUGACCGUGGCGGAGGUGCACCAGGCGCUGGGGCUGGACGCGCUGCGUGACCGCACCUUCCAGAUCUUCAAGACGUCCGCCGUGCGCGGCGAGGGGCUCGACCAGGCCAUGGACUGGCUGUCGAGCGCGCUGCAGGCUAGGAAAUAACGAAUAAUUACGCAUAAGCUACAAAAUACGGGGUGCGGAAAGGAGAUAGCAGCCAGAGGCCCAAAGCGCGGGAGAGAGAUAGUAAUAUCAUAGUCACCUGUAACUAAUAUUAUCGAUAAGUACUUAGCGUCGCCGCUUUAACCGUCGAAUCUGUUCGCCUUAUUUUGCGAGGUACAGAGAUAUGGCCAAUUCUUGCCAAAGCAAAUGGGCUCAAGGGAGUCCUAUC